CAGGAAGAAAUAGAAGUACUGAGUAGAAGUGGGUUUCCUACUGGAUUUAUAUUCGGUACAGCCUCUGCUGCAUACCAGUAUGAAGGAGCUGUUCGGGAGGGAGGAAGAGGCCAAAGCAUUUGGGAUACUUUCUCCCAUAUCCCAGGAAAAAUUGCUGAUGGGAGCAAUGGAGAUGUUGGCGUGGAUGAAUACGACCGCUAUAAGGAAGAUGUGAAACUGAUGAAGAAAAUGGGCAUGGAUGCAUAUAGGUUUUCCAUUUCCUGGUCACGGAUAUUACCAUAUGGCUCUGUCAAAGGUGGAAUUAACAAAGUUGGAGUGGCCUACUACAACAACCUCAUCAAUGAACUCUUAAAAUAUGAUAUUAAGCCUUUUGUGACACUGUUUCAUUGGGACCUUCCACAAGCUCUGGAGGAUAAAUAUGGAGGCUUUCUCAGCAAGAAUAUUGUGAAAGAUUUUAAAGCUUACAGUGAAGUGUGCUUUCAAGAGUUUGGCGAUCAAGUGAAGCACUGGAUUACAUUAAACGAACCUUACGCCUACUCUGCCUUUGGAUAUGACACUGCCACGUUGGCACCCGGCCGCCAUUCCUCUACCAAUGGAAAUUCAAGCACAGGAAAUUCCGCAGUAGAGCCAUAUAUUGUGGCGCAUAAUAUUCUCCUUUCUCAUGCAGCUGUUGUGCGUGUAUACAAGAGCAAAUACCAGGCAGUGCAGAAGGGAUUGAUUGGUAUUACAUUGGUGAGCCACUGGAUGCUUCCCUACUCAAAAUCAACCUCUGAUCAGAAAGCCACCCAAAGGGCCAUAGAUUUUAUGUUUGGUUGGUUUAUGGAUCCAAUUACAGAAGGGAGAUACCCAACAACAAUGAGAAAUCUUGUUGGUACGCGUUUACCUAAAUUUACUGCCCAUGAAUCUUCUAUGGUGAAAGGUUCGUUCGAUUUUGUGGGCUUAAAUUACUAUACAAGCAUGUAUGCUGCUGAUGUUUUAAUGCCACCCAAUGCCAUUAACACAAGCUAUACAUUGGACUCUCGAGCAAAUCUGACAGCUAAGAGAAAUGGCAUUCUCAUCGGACCAGUGGCAGGAUCGAGCUGGCUUCACGUGUAUCCUCGAGGAAUAGGAGAGCUGUUGAAGUACAUAAAACACAGAUAUGCAAAUCCACCGAUUUUUAUCACAGAAAAUGGAAUUGAUGAAAAAAAUGAUGAUACUAUAUCAUUGGCUCAAGCUCUUAAUGAUACUUGGCGAAUCAAUUAUCAUUCUAAGUAUUUAUCAUUUAUUCAACAAGCAAUAAGGGGUGGAUCAAACAUACAAGGUUAUUUUGCAUGGUCUUUAUUAGACAACUUUGAGUGGUCAAAUGGCUAUAUAGUUAGAUUUGGUCUACAUUAUGUAGACUAUAAAAAAAAAUUAAAUCGGUAUCCAAAAGCAUCAGCAUAUUGGUUUCGCAAAUUCUUGGAAUAA
Cryptomeria japonica (Japanese cedar) is the source of this 1446-nucleotide messenger RNA. Its product is annotated as beta-glucosidase 12-like. The transcript has 12 exons. The coding region runs from base 220 to 1446 and encodes 408 amino acids. Gene Ontology annotation, molecular function: beta-glucosidase activity. The record is from RefSeq and is a predicted model, not a curated record. Gene Ontology annotation, biological process: carbohydrate metabolic process. NCBI's taxonomy places the organism in Eukaryota, Viridiplantae, Streptophyta, Pinopsida, Cupressales, Cupressaceae.